Didymodactylos carnosus is the source of this 1326-nucleotide messenger RNA. The record is from the annotation of a GenBank genome assembly. NCBI's taxonomy places the organism in Eukaryota, Metazoa, Rotifera, Eurotatoria, Philodinida, Philodinidae.
AUGACCGAAUUGAUUACCAUAGAACGAUUUAAGCCUAAUUCAAGUGAUAAAUCGUUUGAUGAAUCGGAUUUUGAGGAUGACGAUGAUGACAGUGUCACAGAUAAUGAUACUGUAAUAGUUGCAAAAGUAAAUUCAAAAAAAUCAGCGGCAAAGCGCUCACAUCGUAUCAAUGCUCGUUUACCUUUAAUUAUCAGCACCAAAACGCAGCCACAACGUAAAAAAAAACAUGUACAAAAUAUUCGGAUCAUUAAGGAAUCAUCGCGUCCAUCAAAAGAACUAAUAUUAAAAAAAACUAUUGAUUUAGCUCAACCAAAAAUUCAAUAUGUUGGAAUACCAAUGCCUGCUGAACGAAUUGUUCGAACGUUAACACCCACUAUGGAACGAUCAAUAGUACUACGCAGUGUUCCAACACCAGUGCCUAUAUUGAGAUCUGUUGCGUCAACUCCGAUAUAUGAACGACCUGUCGUAUAUCGUACUAGACCAACAUUGAUACGUGCUAGACAAAGUGAUGCCAAUACACUCAAUGUUCAAUUACCAAAACAUGCAAGAGCGUUAGUAAAUAAAUUUUUGAGCACAAUGCAAUCUGCACAUGGAUACACUGUAAGAAAUGUUGGGUCAGAGCCGAUACAUCAAGUUGAAAGUUUCGUUUCAAAUGUGAACCAAGCAAAGAAAACCGGAAAUCCGGUAAUUUCUACCAUUCAAACAACAGCCACUCAUGAAGUAACUGAUCCUCGUACACACAGUGUAUUAUUACCAGCACCACUACCACCAAAUCAAUAUUAUUCCAACUAUCCGUACAGUGCACCGGUUAUGGAUCAAACAAUUCCAUAUGAUAUGCCCUAUGGAUGGGAACCUUCAGCAUAUGAUGCAAUGUGGCAGUAUGAUCCAUCUAUUGGAGCAAUGCCCGGGUAUCCUACCGAUCAAACGUAUUAUAAUAAUACCAUCGAUCCUGGAUACGUACAAACUUCAAAUUUGAGUAUGCCACAAUAUAAAAUGUACACUACACCUUAUCAGACGAUGCCGUAUGUUGAAUCAACAAUUCCCAUAACUAAUUUUACGAAUACAGUUAAACGGUCACCUCUGACAAACGGUUCUAAUAAUCAAUACAUCGAUAAGGCAACAUUAACACGAAUAGAUGAUAAACAAAGAAUUCUAUCACCAACAAAAUCGUCCAGAACGACGAAUAAGACAAUCAUCGUACAUAAUAAUCAUCCACGACCAAAACAAGAGAAUAUCAUCAUUGAAAAACAAGUACCAAUAGGAGCUAAAAUUGAAGCGACAACUAUUUUGAAAGAACGUAGUACACAAACACCACGCGCCUAUUAA